Molecule: messenger RNA, 788 nt
Organism: Lingula anatina
Lineage: Eukaryota; Metazoa; Brachiopoda; Lingulata; Lingulida; Lingulidae
Product: CLIP-associating protein 1-B
Biological process (GO): mitotic spindle assembly; establishment of mitotic spindle localization
Cellular component (GO): kinetochore; spindle microtubule; microtubule organizing center
Molecular function (GO): microtubule binding
Source: RefSeq, a predicted model, not a curated record
UUGAAAGUCCAAGAUGGCGAACACUGAUUGAUCUUUGUGCAGUAAAGGAGUGUUGGAAAAAUUGCGUUUGCCCGAAUAGCUGGACCCAAAAUAAUUGUUGCAGUAUCCUCAAGCAAAGAAAAAUUCGGAACUACCACUGCUAAAAAAAAGGACCAUGCUCGUGGACUAGGAAUACAGAGAUCCUUGAAACCGGGGGUGGCACUUUAAAUUAAGUCACCAUCCUGUGUCUCAGAGGUGGCACUUGUAUUUGGUAGACCACCUUAAAUAACCAGUCACACCCAAUUUACUGUAACACAGCUAUAGGAGACUGAGGCACAGCAGAUCUAGUCAAAAUGGCGUCUAGUUUGGAUGAUUUCAUGGCCAACGUGGUCACAAAUGACACGCACAAGCGCCUGGAUGCGUACAAUGGACUCGUUGGAUACUUAAGUGAGCCGCGGUCAUCAUUGCAGUGUGAGAAUAUGGACGAGUUUGUGGACGGUUUGGUGGCAUGGAUGAACAGUAGUAACUAUAAGAUAUCUGGUAAUGGUUUAGAAGUACUUUCACUUUUAAUAGAUCGGAUGGGGGAGCGCUUUAAAAGCCACACAAUGACAGUAUUGUCCAAUGCAGUAAAUAGAUUAGGAGACAAUCAUGAUGAGGUCAGGAACUUGUCACAGUCAGUGCUACUGAAGCUGAUGCACAUCAACACACCACAGUCUGUAUGGGAUCGUCUCAUGACAGGAUUCUCACAUAAAUUGUGGCGGGUCCGGGAGGAAACACUCAUCUGUCUGCAGCAAACCAUUGAAAUGUGA